AGUGACCUACCUGCUAUGGCAAGUUUCAUGGCAAAGUCAGCAGCAUCAUUUGAGGGAGGAAAGAGGAAAAGGACUGCAGUUAUAGACUUAACAAGCGAAUCAGAUGAGGACAACACAACCACAGUGGAGCAAGAUGAUGAUUCAGAUGGCUUACCAGUGUUAAAAUUUGAGGGGAGAAAGAGGAAAAGAACUUUUGCAAAGCAAACCAGAGAUGCUCACACAACUAAAGAGGUAAGUAUAGUACCAUGUGUGUUAAUAGUGACUCAGAGAUAUAGAAAUGCUUUCAUUGGAUUUCAACAUGAACUUGUAAUGAACUAACUGUCCCACACUUUCCAGAACCAAGGAGAU
Molecule: messenger RNA, 348 nt
Organism: Haliotis rubra (blacklip abalone)
Lineage: Eukaryota; Metazoa; Mollusca; Gastropoda; Lepetellida; Haliotidae
Exons: 3
Coding region: 16-318 (100 amino acids)
Source: RefSeq, a predicted model, not a curated record